This is a messenger RNA of Sclerotinia borealis F-4128, 1095 nucleotides long. Lineage: Eukaryota; Fungi; Ascomycota; Leotiomycetes; Helotiales; Sclerotiniaceae. The record is from the annotation of a GenBank genome assembly.
AUGGUGCUUGCUAUGCUUCAACUGAUUUUGGCACAAGCACAAGCCGAUGAUAUUCAGAAAGGCCAGCGCAAUCUUUUAGACACAAUGAAUAUCAUAUUUGGGAAGUUCAUGAUUCGUCUUGGAGAUAUCUUCACCUCUGUUGAGACCUGUACUGCUCAAGGGGUAACUCUAAUACGAUCAUCCGCGACAAUCAUACACAUAGCCCUUCAGGUUUAUCAGAGGGUCCUAGAUAUUCACAAAUUUGUUACUUUAUUACCUCCUCAAGUUCGGCAGGAUCAACCAGUCUACUUCGUUGAUGCAUACGGUAAAGAGACAGCAUUCUAUCUGGACUUUGUAUUCUCAUCAAAAGUCUUCAUAGACUGGCUCAUGAGAAGAUUUGAAACCAUAGGCCAAGGCAAAAUUGCCCGGGGCGAAUUUGCUCUGUCGGAUUCGAGAACACGCCGAGAGCUUGAUUUGUGUGAACCAUGGGAUGUUUUGUUUCAUCCGGGAAUGCAUGUGGAUAUGGAUAUGAUCUUUCAGGAGUUCUGUGCACCGACUGAAGUCAACUCCUGCCCAGCCUGUCACAGUGUCAAUGAUGACAAAAAUGGAGGUCGAAUCACAUGUUUCAAAUGUAACCUGCAAUUCCAUCGCACUUCCUCGGGAUCACUCAGUCAGUCGUAUGUAUAUCAGGAUUGGCUAUUCGCAAACAAAACCCCUUUCGUCGACGGACCAGGUUCGAUACAAGAUAACCACGAGCAUUGUAGAAUUCACCACUUCCGACGCUUAAAACUGAUCCUCGCUUCCGACCUCCCUAAAAAAGGCUCAUCCGGUGCCAAGUUUAUUAAUGCUGCUACACCUGCCCCAUCAAAGCCAAGACAGAAACAACCACUCUUCCCAGCAGAGAGCAUAGGUCAAGUAGCAGCCUUAGGAUUGACGCGUGUAGAAGCCACUCGGUACCUGGCCACUCUUGGCAAUCGAAGAGACUGGUGUGAUAAGUCACCCCAAAUCUAUCUUUUCCAUUAUAUCAUUGGUGCUUCGAAUAUUUGGACCGAUUUUCAAGCUACGCUUGGAAGAUAUGAUUUCAGAGAUCCGAGGUUUGAUUUUCAUUGCGAUUAA